Messenger RNA from Elgaria multicarinata webbii, 932 nucleotides. RefSeq names its product chromosome 7 C8orf82 homolog (gene C7H8orf82). The record is from RefSeq and is a predicted model, not a curated record. The transcript has 3 exons. Lineage: Eukaryota; Metazoa; Chordata; Lepidosauria; Squamata; Anguidae. The coding region runs from base 32 to 676 and encodes 214 amino acids.
CUCGCUGCUGUUGUCGAGAAACGAAGCCGGGAUGCGGCUGCUGAAGGGCGGCCUUAGCUUCCUGCUGCGGCCGGGGAUCUGUCGCGGGCCCGGCCGGCCCCUGUACCAGCAGGGCCAGAGCCCUUCGCCCCGCACCCGCGAAUACUUCUACUAUGUCGACCACCAAGGACAGCUUUUCCUGGACGACGCCAAAGUCAAGAACUUCAUCACGUGUUUCAAAGAGAAGCAGUUCCUCGUAUUCUUCUUCAAGCAACUCAAGCUGAACCAGAGCGGCCGCUAUGAGGACUCUUUCCCCUACCUGUCGCCCUGCGGUCGGGAGCACAACUACGUCCGCUGUGACGACCGGCCUGUCGUCUUCACCCACCUCCUGCGGGGAGCGUCUGGGGAGCAGCUGCUGUCUUACUGUGGUGGAGCAGACAGACUGGCAGUGCCCUUCCAGCCCGAGAAGCUGGUCAUGUUGCCCGAGAACGGGCGCGUCUACCACCCAGGCCCGGAAAAAGCCGGCGGCGUGGGGCUGGUGAAAUCGGCCCUGGCCUUUGAGCUGAGCCCUUGCUUUGAGUACGAGCGGGGGCCCAGCCGACCCCCCACCCAUUUUCACUGGCAGGACCAACGCCAUGCCCUCACGAACGAAUUGCUGCCGUUGAUCAGAGACAAAGAGGAUGCAGAGGGAGCUUAGAGACAGAGCUCGGGAGUGCUCCGUUCACCCACCUGUGAACCGUCACCUCCUUACCUGAGGAUAUGGGAGCCCCUGGAGCCAGUCUCUGUGAGGGCGGGGGGGGGGACAUUCUUCCCAUUAUUCCACGUGCCUUUUAAAAAGAAAUUCCAAGCAGCCAGAUGGAUGAAGCCAAUAGAAAUCUCGCAUUCAAGUCCAGCCAUCUUCCUGGGAAUGAUCACAAAGAGAAUCGCUGGGAAUAAAAUGGUUCUCCCCCUUG